Messenger RNA from Leopardus geoffroyi (Geoffroy's cat), 4302 nucleotides. RefSeq names its product fibroblast growth factor 1 (gene FGF1). The transcript is spliced from 6 exons. NCBI's taxonomy places the organism in Eukaryota, Metazoa, Chordata, Mammalia, Carnivora, Felidae. Gene Ontology annotation, cellular component: cytoplasm. Gene Ontology annotation, molecular function: growth factor activity; fibroblast growth factor receptor binding. The record is from RefSeq and is a predicted model, not a curated record. Gene Ontology annotation, biological process: positive regulation of gene expression; positive regulation of protein phosphorylation; positive regulation of cell population proliferation. Bases 726 to 1193 code for a protein of 155 amino acids.
UUUCCGUGGGUACACCAGCAUCAGUCGCACUGGUGGGGGGCCCCGGAGAGGGUGGCCUCCCAGUGCACUGGCUGCCUCCCUCCCCUGGCUCUCCUGGGCUGGGAAAACAACCUGUAUCAGGGCGGGUGUGGUGUGUGCUUUGCACUCAGCUCUUCUCUCAGGACUCCCUUGAGCUCCAUUCACACCAGAGAGGGAGCAGGAGAGAGAGGACAGGCGGAACCAACAGCCUCAACUCCAGGGGAAUAAGGGCAUCGCCUCCUUUUGGUGAAGGACACUCCCUUCUGAUGGAGAAUGGGAACUCCCUUCCUCCUGCAGCGGCCUGCCUGCAGCACUCCCGUUAGGUCACUGUGGACACUGUAGGCUGCUGUGGCUGCCUCGCCCCAGAAAGAAAGUGCCCCAGAGCCAAAGCAAAGAGAGCUGCAGUAACCGAGAAGUUCAGAGAGCCGGCGUGGGGCUGCUGGGAAAGCAGCCGCAGCACAGUGACAGUGACACGGAGCAGACGACACCCAGUGGAUUUCCGUGUUGCCCUUGGACGAAGAGGCACAGUCCUCAGCCUACAAGGUUUUCAGAUGCCCAGCCCUUGUCUUCCCGAUGCUUCCAAUGAAUGGAAACGGGCUAAGAAAAUCAGAAGUGUUAGUGCAAAAUAUACAGCCUUAAGAAACAAUGAGCAAUCAACCUGUGGACCCCUGCCUUGAAAGCACACCCUAAGAAGCAGCCGCUGAGCCAUGGCUGAAGGGGAAAUCACAACCUUCACGGCCCUGACGGAGAAGUUCAAUCUGCCUCCAGGGAAUUACAAGAAACCCAAACUCCUCUACUGUAGCAACGGGGGCCACUUCCUGAGGAUCCUUCCAGAUGGCACAGUGGAUGGGACGAGGGACAGGAGCGACCAGCACAUUCAGCUGCAGCUCAGUGCGGAAAGCGUGGGGGAGGUGUAUAUAAAGAGUACCGAGACUGGCCAGUACUUGGCCAUGGACACCGACGGGCUUUUGUACGGCUCACAGACACCAAAUGAGGAAUGCUUGUUCCUGGAAAGGCUGGAAGAAAACCAUUACAACACCUACACAUCCAAGAAGCACGCAGAAAAGAAUUGGUUUGUGGGUCUCAAGAAGAAUGGAAGCUGCAAACGCGGUCCCCGGACUCACUAUGGCCAGAAGGCAAUUUUGUUUCUCCCCCUGCCAGUCUCCUCUGAUUAAAGAAAUCUCUCCUGGGUGCCGACCACUCCACAGGAGGUCCUCACCCAGCUGACCCCAGGUUGUCCCCUUGACUAUUGGCUGCACUAACCCCUGGCCCACAGAGCCUGAAAUUGUAAGCAGUGCGCUUCCAAAUGCCCAGUUCACUUUUUUGCAGAGCCUUUUACCCCAGCACAGUUUUGAACAGAGGGAUCAAAUAGCUCCUAGGGGCCAACUGGCUGGCCAGUCUGGGUGUGUGGAUGCCCAGUUGCCUCUGGGCACCUGCUGCAGGCUGAGCCUCUCAAUGCAAAGGCGGGGCCCAAUGAAGUGUGUUCAGGGAGCUGCCAGGGUCAUUAGUAACCGCAUACAAUUCCCUCUACUGAGAAAAUCCUGUCUGUGAUUCCCCGAAACACUUGGCAUGAUGCCCUUUCGUCCUUUCAACACCCCACAAAUAUUAGCAGGGAAGCUUAUGGCUAGGUUAGGGGAAGGCAGUGUUCCAUGAGUAGAAACUAGGAUGAAGAAAAUCUCCCCUUGAGAACAGAAGGGACUAAAAUGGCAAGGGGAGACUGGGUUCUGGUGGGCUCUCAGUGUAGAAUAAAUGAAGGAUGGGAGCUUCAGCCCACAGGAAAGCAGAAUAAAUGCAUAGCAUUGGGAGUCAUUACAAUGCCGUGACUUUCCCAAGGUAAUUCGGCAGCAGGAAGCCCCUGGAUGAUGUCAGAUGGACAGCAUGAGAAGUGGAUUCUUGAUAAAAGCAAAAACAUCAGAUAUUGGUAAAUUCAUUUGGGUCUGGGGUGUGGGAGUGCUGAGAAAGAAAGGCAACGUGGGCUGAGGGGAUGAUUUCCUCUAAAGGGGUUGAUUCCAGAAGUGAGAAGGAAAGAUGGAGGGACGCCAUGACUGUGCCUCGUCCCCAGAAAGCAGAGGCUUUGGGGUCCCAGGCAAUGUUUACAAAUCACAUGCAGAUCGUGUUUGAGUGUAGGUUCUGAUUCAGUGGUUCUGGGGUGCAGUCUGUGCAUUUCUAACAAGCCCCCAGGUGCUGCAGAUGCUGCUGCUUCCUCUUGCAACCCCCCCAACAUACUUAAAGUAGCAGAGUCCUGAAGCGUGCUGUCCAAAGGAAGGGGGCCGAAGGCCCCCGAGCCUCUCUUGCCUUGCCCAUAAAAAACGCAUACCCCACGAGUCUUCCUGAACACUCAGGCAGCAUCAGGAGCAGUUAGGCCCGUGCUAAGGAACAUGGAUUUAAGGCGCUUUGGCCCAGUGCCUAUAAAAUACCCAUUUAGAAUAUAUACAAAAGCAUACUUCAAAAAUGUUAAACCCUCACAAACAGCUUUUCUCAAGAGACCAUUUGUGUUACGAUUACUUGUAUAAAUAUGCUUCCUGCUUAGAGUAAACUUGACCCAAGUGGCUAGCAAAUUAGAAACAACAUUCAUCUCUGACAUAUGAUACUGUUGCCAUGUAAAGGUCUUUAAUAGGCCAUUUAAAUUUACUGUGAGACUGUAUGUUUUAAUCACAUUUAUAAAUAUGUAGCUCAAAGGCGGUUAACUGAUUAGCAUUCAGCCACUGAGAAUGAUAAUCAUAGGACAUGAUGUAUAAGCUCCUCAAUUAUCUACUACUUGUACUACAUCUACCUAUAAAAAGAGAUUGUACUUUGUUUUCAAUUGUGGUAUUACAAGUUUUCCUUUGAAAACAGGGACGCUUAAGCAACAAGAGGGUAACUGUGGAUACAAACUGAUAAGAAUAUUAGCUCAUGUUCUAAGGCAUGGACAUUAUUAACGGAAAAAAUAACUCCUUAUAAUUGCAUUGUCAUAUUUAUGAUAAAAAAAAAGAUGGUUUGUGAAGGUUCAAAGCAAUAUAUUGCAAUUGAGGAACCAAACUAAGUUAAAGCUGCGAUUAAUAAUAUCAUUCUGCAUUUGUACAGAAAAACGACUUCAGAACUUUGUUUUUGUAACUUGGAUAAGACCAUUCUAUUUUAUUUUAGUAAAUCCUUCCAGGCAAGCUGGAGAUAGUGCAGUGUGGUUUAAUGUUUCUUUACUAUGAAGAUUUGGCCAGAAAAGGGUAUGCAGAGAGGAAAUCUAAGAUAUAUAAUGGUCCAUAAUUUUUAGGGUAUGAAUCAAAUUCAAAUAUAACACUGGCCAAGAAAAAUUAAAUGUUGCUAACAGAUGAGACGGAAGCUUGUGGUUUCAAAGACCCAAAGCAGUUAGAAGAAACACUAUCAUGGCCUUGCCAGCCUCCGCCCGGUCAUCAUUCAUAUAUUCAUUCACUGAAUAUUUUUUUCAGUGCCUACUGUGUGUCAGGCACUGUACUGGGUACCGGGGCACCUGGAAACAAUGUCUGUCUGGUUUUCUGCUGUAUUCUCUCCCAGGGCAUUAUAUUUAUGAUGAAAGAUGCUGUGGAUUCAUUUAUUUCAGCCAAGUUAAAAACAGAGACUUUGUAGGUUGCUGCUGAAUAAACAGCAAGUCCCAGAAACCCAGGUUCUGGAAGAAUUCGCAAUACCCAGUAUAAGAUAACCCCCAUCAAAGUAUCCGAGGACCUGGCCAGGUAAACCUAAUAUUUCCAACUGUAGAACCAUGACAGCUUUAGGAGGACUGGUUUCAAGUUGGGAAAAGAGCCUGUCAGAUCUUGUAAGAAGGAAGUAGGUGGCAGUUCCCUGCUCCAUUCUAGUUCCUUACACACGGAGUGUUCCUGUUGCCCUCUCUCUCUUUUCCUUGAGUAAGUGAGGUAGCCAUCUGCUUGUCACACGUCUCUCAUGUGGAUUCAUUUUCAGGCCAACUGUUAAGAACUGCCUGGUAUUCUCUACAAAGCAUCAGGAGCAUUUACGCUUUUGAUUGUUUGCAAGAUGGCGGUGGCGGUGGCAGCGAUCUGUUUCCUUGGAAGGGAUAGUUAGAGCCUCCCCCGGCCAACAGUGUGUGCUUACCAAAAACUGACUACCGCAUCAUACGUUACUAAAGACGGAGGUCCUCGCUUUGUGUCAGAGGCAAUGGAGCCCAGCUCCCCAGCCUUGUUAGAAUAGACUGCCUCAACGAACCGAGCCCAUGGGCUGCGAAGCAGACCUCUGAUGAAGAAGACACCUGUCAUUUUACAUCACUGUCUCUUUAAUUUUGGCACCUUACAAGUAUUAAUAAACGUUCCACUAAAAGGC